AUGGCGUUACGCUACCUUCUCCUCGCUUUAUGCACUCUCCUAACCAUCGGUAUCUGUGAUCCCUGCGACUGGAACGGUGCAACCCCCUCCGCUUACGUCGAGUACACAAACGAAUGUUCCCCUCACCGUUCAAUUGGACCUGAGGGCUACUGCGACUAUACCAACAGCCUGCGCAAAAGUGAGCUAGGUACCAAGCACCCUUGCAAGAGCUUUUGCCAGAUUCGUACCACCUUCGUCUACGAUAACGAAUAUCCUCUGGGUGGAACAUAUGCGAAGGGUUGGGGUUGGUUUGGCUCCUCUGAAUGGAUGCGAUUCGGCAUGCACUGGCGUGAACCCAUCGAUCUCCCUGAUGCACCUUUCGAUGUCCUCGAAGAAGGUAUCAGCGGUGGCCUGUCUCAUGCUAGUCGUGGUCUCGCUGAGGUCGGCCAUAUCGACAUCGAGCUGGACAACGACCAAUGUGGAUACUUCACUUUCCUGCCCAUGAACAAGAUUGUCUGUGGUACAUACUCCCACGCCAAGCCCUGGCCAAAGUGCGACAAGGACCGCAUGUCCAAAGGCAACAUGUGUGUCGAGGAGCGCUCCAACUAUGCUACAACCUCCGGUUUCUAUGGUUGGACUGGUCAGGUUGGAGAACCUACUGUUCGCGGCCAUACUGUUUUCGUUCGAACUCGAUGCGACAACGGAAUGCGUCUGUCCGCCUCGGAGCAAGAUCAGAAGUACGCCCUCGCCAUGACCAAGGGAGGCGCCCUUCCGGAUGAGGAGUACGAGGGCUGGCGCGCGGUUUGGAACAACGAUUUGCUUUACAACCGUUUUCUAGGCGGCCACUACGGUUUGGACGACAAAGCCCUGGUCUGUCUUGCAACCCUUUCCGAGUCUGAGGCCAAGCUUCUAGAUGCCGAUGUGGCGCACUGCUGGUAUCGCAUUGGUGAGCUCAUGGAGGAGCCACACAAGACUGUCCCAAUUGGCCGUAAUGGCGAGCAGUGGGGUGACCACACCUUCUUUGGCGGCUGCUCUGUGUACGUCAAGAGACGCUCUGACUGGAGUAAAGAAUGCAAAGUCACUUACGCCGAAGUUGCGACCGCUGCCACCAUGAUCACCUUCAACUGUUUGAAGGAGCAGUUCAAGAAAGGCCGUAAUCACUGGGGCGUCAAGGGCACUCACGACAUCCGGCUUGAAGGAGACUGCGCUGCUCAAGUCGUUGUCUGGGGCGGUAAUGGACACGGCAUCAACAUUGGUGGAGACACCGAGGUGGAUUACUCGCACCUUGACCCCCUGGUUAGAAGUGUCUUGGUCACUUUGCCGCAAGGCGUCGUUCCAGAUGUUGCUUUCGGUGAUCCUCUGGAUCCAACUCAGCCUUUCGGCCCUCUAGGCGUCAACGGCACUGGCCUCCAGGAGUGGAUUUGA
Messenger RNA from Cyphellophora europaea CBS 101466, 1404 nucleotides. RefSeq lists its product as uncharacterized. The transcript has 6 exons. NCBI's taxonomy places the organism in Eukaryota, Fungi, Ascomycota, Eurotiomycetes, Chaetothyriales, Cyphellophoraceae. The coding region runs from base 1 to 1404 and encodes 467 amino acids. The record is from RefSeq and is a predicted model, not a curated record.